Molecule: messenger RNA, 741 nt
Organism: Diabrotica virgifera virgifera (western corn rootworm)
Lineage: Eukaryota; Metazoa; Arthropoda; Insecta; Coleoptera; Chrysomelidae
Exons: 2
Coding region: 225-668 (147 amino acids)
Source: RefSeq, a predicted model, not a curated record
CAACAAACCCAACUACAACUACCCAACCCAAAACAUCAGAUCAAAGUAGCAAAAUUUUAAAUUUUAGACAUCCACCGACCAACCACAGCCCACAGCUAGCGUAGAUUGCUCGCUACAGCUGUAGUAGGUCUAUUACACAGAGCCAGAAUAAAACAAAUUAGAAGAUGAACAUAACCUAAUAGUAUCAAUAUUUUUUUAAAACUGAUUUGAACUUAAAAUAAAUUAUGUAUAGACUAAUAUUCAAUAGAUUUUUAAAGGCAGUUAAAGUACCAAACGACAUCGUCAGAAGAAAUAUAAGUUGCAGUUCAAGAGUUUUUAAUCAAGAAUUUCAAAAUGAUCGCCCUGUUAAAUUUUCUGCCAGUCCAGCUAGUCAUUACAAAGCACAGUCUAGUAGAACUGGAGUACAUUACGAAUCUAGAUUAUGGUAUGAACCUUAUGUGAUUAUAGCAAGUAUUUCAGUUUUUUUAAUUUACUUCACAAUUCUAAGAGAAGAAAAUGAUAUAGAUGAAGAACUGUCUCGAUCUUUGUAUAGCCGGAUUGAAGGAUUAGAGGAAUUUCAGCUGAGAGAAUCAUUAAAAUACAAUAAAGAACAUGGGAAAGACACAACCGAUAUUCUCAAAAGGCUUGCUGAACUUGAAAAUGAAAAAAGAGAAAAAACAGAAAGUUAACCUGAGUGUUAGAUUUUUUAGCUGUUGUAAAUUACAGUAAAUAAUAUAUUUAUAAUCAAUACAUGAUAAAUAA